Molecule: messenger RNA, 1163 nt
Organism: Cantharellus anzutake
Lineage: Eukaryota; Fungi; Basidiomycota; Agaricomycetes; Cantharellales; Hydnaceae
Exons: 5
Coding region: 250-921 (223 amino acids)
Source: RefSeq, a predicted model, not a curated record
AUCCGUACAUUCCCACAGCCACUAGCCACUGGAUCCGUAAGAGCUGCAUCUGUUUGUUGAACUUUGUUGAAGGGCCGCGGGCUGCUACCAUACACGAUACAACAUCGCAUAAAAGCACCCUAGUUCCCAACAAGACAAGUCCCUCCCCCCAAAAAGUUGCACAUAGAGGCUUGAAUCCAACCUGAGUCGUUGGCCUGGCCAUUUUAACAUCGCAAUAGCGUGCAUUCACACCGUGAAUUUACCGCAUCAAUGCGUCUGUCAACGUCCAUGCCCCCUUCGAGCCGCUCUUCUGGUUCUACUAGCAGAAGCAGCCGGAGCGAUUCUCCCUCCCCUAUUCGGGCUGUUCAUGAAUAUCUGCACCAGCCUCGUGGUUUGCACGAACAUACCGAGAGGCCAACUGCACAGUCAUCAGCCUCGGCUGACGACACUCUCGAUCUCUUCGACAUCCGACAACUACUCUUAUCUAUCCAAUCGCAGUCGUCGCUGUCCGCGAGGACGUUCAACUUGUUCACUGCCUGGUGGACUCCCUUGCGUCCAAAGUGGAAGAGGCCCCAAGAGGGAGAUCGCCCCACGUCAGACGAUCGGUAUCAAUCGGGACCAGCUCGUCGGACAUUCCUUCUUUGCACGACUCCCCCGCCUUACGAUUCCAUUCUCCGAGGUCUGUUAACACUUCAAUUAGUUUGGACUCGCCUCAGCAGCCCGCACACAUCUCCGAGGCGAGCCUCAGCCCUCGACCUCAAAUUUCUUCGCCAAUUCGCUUCUGUGGUGUUCCGUCACCCACACCGUCGCAUCCCGACUCUUCCGGAAGUUCUCCAACUUUUACACACAGGCCAUCCACGCCUUUCCUGCGAUUCGUCACUCGGUCAGCGUCGCCACGUCCUCGCUUGUCUAUUGAUUUGGCCAAGACGCCCUCGCCUCUAAGUACUCCUUGCAAACACCCUCUCUUCCUUCCUCAAACUCCCCCCACGCCGUUUGGUGUCGCACUGAGAAAUCCGGUCGUGAUGCUAGCCUACGCACCCGAUUACACGCCUCCAGUCAAGCCCGCAUCAGAACCAGUUAGGGUUUAUGACAUGUCCCCUGAUGUAAGCGUGGGACACAAGUCUCCCGCAUUCCCCCCUUCGCCAGAAUUGCGGGAAACCCCACCUCCAGCGCUGUUAACAGAA